Phytophthora infestans T30-4 is the source of this 872-nucleotide messenger RNA. RefSeq lists its product as uncharacterized. The record is from RefSeq and is a predicted model, not a curated record. NCBI's taxonomy places the organism in Eukaryota, Oomycota, Peronosporomycetes, Peronosporales, Peronosporaceae. Bases 31 to 837 code for a protein of 268 amino acids. The transcript has a single exon.
CAGCUUGUCCGACUCAACCCUUUGGUCUACAUGGUCCGCUUCACCCCCUUCGUCGCCCUUGCAAUCUGCUCGGCUUCGGCUGCGUCUUCAAACGACCAGGCGUGGUGUAACCAGUUCCGAAGCAAGCUCAACAUCCUGCCCAAAGCCACCGCUGACUGCUCCGUGUGUUUCUACGAGCGGAUAAACUACGCAGGAUCCAAAUUUUGCGUCGGUGAGCGAGUGAAGAGCUGCACGAGGGCGAAUCCGAUCACAGCGCCGGGUACCAUUGGGAGUAUCAAAUUCGGCAAAGGCUGCGACAUUGUAGCGAACGUUCGCGUGACGGACGUGCCUUUCGAUGAGCAUGUUGAUGUGAUUUCGAAAGAUGUGGCCAACACGGGGUACAACAUCAGCGGUGAUCACUCUGUCCAAGAAGUCUACGUGGAGGAAGCUGGACGAGCCUGUUUGCUGGGGACCCCCGACUCUGGAGACGGCUACGGUGUGUGCUACUCUGAUAGCACGCCAGAAGUCGAAGCCAAGUAUUGGAACUCCAUCACCGAGCUGAUGCUGUUCAAGUCGGACACGAAGAACUUCGAUGUGAUCCUGUACGAAAACCAGGACUACAACGAUCCUCAGAAAUCUGUCGCCCAGAAGGACGUUGCCCAAGGUACAGGCGCAAUGUCAUACCGCUUCACGGGGUACAGCAAAAUUCUCGAGACCAACGUGGCUAGCUUCACUUCGGGAAUGAAGGAAAGUUUGCAGAACACAGUGCGGUCUGUCCGGUUCGUGUCACCCGAGAACGAUGCCACUCAAACAGACUCGACUCCCGGAUCGGUUGCUCCUGCUGCGUACUUUGUUUAGAUUUGUUCUUAAAACAAGAGCUGUUUCUGCGUUGA